Molecule: messenger RNA, 867 nt
Organism: Pediculus humanus corporis (human body louse)
Lineage: Eukaryota; Metazoa; Arthropoda; Insecta; Psocodea; Pediculidae
Exons: 3
Coding region: 1-867 (288 amino acids)
Biological process (GO): regulation of transcription by RNA polymerase II
Molecular function (GO): DNA-binding transcription factor activity, RNA polymerase II-specific; RNA polymerase II cis-regulatory region sequence-specific DNA binding
Source: RefSeq, a predicted model, not a curated record
AUGUCUUCUUCGUUAUUUCGACCGUGGAUUGAAGAAUACAAAAUUAAAAAAUGUGAUGAUAAUGAUGAUGAGGAUGAUGUUAAAUACGAAAAAUCGAAUAAAGAUGAUGUUGUGAUGAUGACCUUUGACACGUCGACGACAGAUCGCGAAAUAAAAUAUAAAAAUGUUAAAGAACAUAUUAAAAAAAGAAGUGAAAAAUAUAAUAUUCAAAAAAAAUUAAAAUUAAAAUUAAAAUUAAAUACCGAUGAGAAAAAUUUUAAGGAACCGGAAAUGAAUAAUAAAUUAAAUUCCGAUUUGAUUUCCGGUCCGCAACAAUCGGGAAUGUAUCAGAAUUUCGAUGGAUUUUCUAAUUGUUUAGAUUAUAACAUUUAUAAUAAUAAUAAUAAUAAUUAUUACGGUGGCGGCGGACAUUAUUAUCAAUAUCAUCCGGAAUUUAUUGAAUCGAAUUUGAUUUUCCACGAUUUUCCGCCAAAUUUAUUUGAAGAAUAUGCGAAAUUUUUAACGGAACAACAAAAACAAACGGCGGAAAAAACGAGAAAACAAAGGCCGAAAAAAUUUAGGUGCCCACAUUGUCAAGUUGGAUUUAGUAAUAAUGGACAACUUAAAGGACAUAUAAGAAUUCACACGGGUGAACGACCUUUUAAAUGUGAUGUAGAAUCCUGUGGGAAAAGUUUUACAAGAAAUGAAGAACUCACAAGGCACAGGCGUAUACAUUCAGGUCUUCGUCCUUUUCCAUGUUCCGAAUGUGGAAAAAGAUUUGGAAGGAAGGAUCAUUUGAAAAAACACAUCAAAACGCAUUUUCAACAAAAAUAUCAAUUAGUUCCAAUAUUACCUAGUCCAUGUCCGCCAUAUCUCUACGGAUUGUGA